UUUCCGGUCUUCCCCUACCCUCCGCUCUCCUCCACCCGCCACCCGCAGCAUUUCUCCCACCUCCGCGCGGCCGUACCCUGUUCUGGGUUGCUAGGGUUCACCGCUGCUGCCGGCGACCGCCGCCGCCCGCCGGACAGACAGCGCGCUUCGCCUUCGCGGGCUCUCGCUGCCGCUCUCGCGUCGUGCCGGCGCGGCGCUAUUUAAAGUUAUAUAUCGCGCCCCCCUCCCCAUUCCCAUAGAUCUGAUCCUCUGAUUGAUGUUCGACUGGACCCCGACCUCUCGGCUCGCAAUGCUUUUUGGUGUUUUCGUUUGUCUACCAUCCCACCUCCGCGCCUCACGAGAUCUCCGACUCGGAUGGCGUUAGCCGUCUCCUAAACCUAGCCGCAGCUCGUCCGCUCCCCCGCGCGAGAGGCGCAGCGCCGGGAGCGGCGGCCAUGGCGACGGAUCGGGAGAAGGAGCGGGAGGCAGAGCUGGAGAGCGCCAUGUACACCAACUGCCUCCUCCUCGGCCUCGAUCUCGCCGUCCUCGGUUCCCCCUCGUCGCCCGCCGGUGGCCCCCGGGUCGGCCUCUUCCGCCACUCCAAUCCCCGCCUCGGCGAGCAGCUCCUCUACUUCCUCCUGUCUUCCCUCCGCGGCCCCGCGCAGUCCGCCAAGGACUUCGAUAAGGUGUGGCCCAUAUUCGACUCGGCGCAAUCCAGAGAGUUCCGGAAGAUCGUGCAAGGAAUCAUCAGCGAGCUGGAACAGCAGGGAGCUCUGCCACGGAGCAACUCAAGGGUAUCUUCGCUCGCCACCUGCUGUGGGCCGAGAUUUGUUGAGCUAUUGUGGCAACUCUCUGUGCAUGCCUUGAGAGAAGUCCACAGGAGAACAUUUGCUGCUGAUGUUGCAUCAAACCCGCUGCCUGCAGCACUCACAGAUGUCUCCUAUCUUCAUGCGGCUGCACUACUCCCUGUGACAAAGGCAAGGAUAGCUCUUGAGAGGCGUAAAUUUCUAAAAAAUGCAAAUAUUGCUGUUCAAAGACAAACAACCUGGUCAAAUUUAGCCCAUGAAAUGACAGCUGAAUUCCGAAGUCUAUGUGCUGAAGAGGCCUACCUACAGCAGGAGUUAGAGAAGCUUCAAGACAUGCGAAACAAAUCCAAACUGGAAGGGGAGCUUUGGGAUGAACGUAUCUCAAGCUCAUCUGGACAGAACUCCCAUUUGGUGUCUAAGGCAACUCGUUUGUGGGAAUCAAUAUUGGCUCGCAAAGGCCAACAUGAAGUUUUAGCUUCUGGACCAAUUGAAGAUCUUAUAGCACAUCGUGAGCAUAGGUACCGUAUAUCUGGAUCACAGUUGCUAGCUGCAAUGGAUCUGAGUUCAAGUGUUCCACAUUCUGAGUUACUGUCAGCUAGAGCUGGUGAAGCGUCUCCAGUUUUGGACCAAAAAGACCAGAUGUCUGCUCUUUUCCAAGGAAAAGAAGAAGCCCUAUCAAGGUUAGAUGAUAGGAAUGGACGCACGCAACAACAGACUGUUGACGUAGCUGAAAUUCUUCGCCGUUGGACUCAUGCUUUACAACGUAUUCACAAACAGUCUCUUCAUUUGGCCAAAGCAAAUGAUGGAGAUGGACCAGAACUACUCCGAAGUGCAUCUGAUAGUGAAACUAGUACGCAUGCUGAUUCAUUAACGGCAACAUUGGCUGAACAUCGUCAGCACUUAGUCAGUAUACAGGGCCUAAUAAAUCAACUCAAGGAAGCUAUUCCAGCAAUGCAGCAGUCAAUAGCAGAUCUGUCAGAGGAAGUAAAUAGCGUAUCCAGUAACCCAAUGGAUCAAAUGAUCUCCAGAUUGUCUCCGCCGAUGCCAAAUUUAGGGCUUGGAAGAUCUGAAGAAAGCAGCAGUGAACUGUCAGAGAUGACCUCCAGGCUCUCAGCUACGCAUCUUGACAAGGCUGGGAGCAGUCCUGCUCUAAAGUUACCACCUUUGUUUAGUCUGACUCCAAGUUCUUCUGGAAAAGGAUCACAGACACAAAAAAGGAAUGCAUUAGCACAACCUAGCCAAGAAAUCUUGCCUGAGGAUAAAACUCUUCCCCUUCCCUCAACUAAAGAUGAAACAAAUGGUUUAAUACAUGAAAAUGAAGGUUAUUUUGUUCAUAAUAUCAGACGAUCUGUUCGUGAAGCUGCUUUAUCAAAGCCAUUAAACAACGCAGAGAGGCCACAUGACCAGAGUAGUGAUGAUGGUUCAGAGCACUUCUUUAUACCUCUAUCAACAGCUCCUUCAAGGAAGGAGAUUGAUGGUGUCAAUAAUAGAAGAAACCAAAAACUAGGUUUUUCAUCACCACAAAUAAAGUUCCCAAAGAGCACCAGUGAUAUUCACUUCAAUGCUGACAGCACAAUGCAUGCAACUCCCGUUCUGUUGAGUAAACUGAAUGGGAAUGAUGAUCCUAGCAGUGUAACAAGCAUGCUUGAUCCAGGAAGUGCUCUGGGACAUCAGACAUUUAUGACUGAUGAUGAUGCUCUUGAUCAAGUAUUCUCUCCACCGCUGUUGUUAGAGACAUCUUUAUUUCAGGAUACAUACGAGGACUUGCUUGCUCCAUUAUCUGAAACUGAUACAGCUUUAAUGGAACACUAGGCCUCGCAUGUACAUUGUGUAAUGCUUUGACCACUGCCGUAAGCUUCAGUGCUUGACCACAGCCCGGAUGUUCUUAUGGUUUGUUUCUGACUGCCGUGGAGACAUUUUUGUUGAAUUUAUUGCUGGUCAUGUUGCUUGGCAUCUGCCACCAACUUGAGGGAUGUCUCCGUCAGGAGGGCUUUUAUUAGGAUAAGAUGGCUAUUUGAUUUGGGGGAGAGGAAAAGUGUGUUUUAGCGGGUGAUAUAGAUGUUUGUAAUGUUCCAGCCGUUGUGUGCACAGUAUGAUUCAAAAUUGUGUAUUUAGCUACAGUGUAUGUGUAUUUGUUGUAAUAAUUCGUUCUGCUUAAAAAUGUUUCUAAUG
Oryza brachyantha (malo sina) is the source of this 2957-nucleotide messenger RNA. RefSeq names its product AUGMIN subunit 6. Gene Ontology annotation, biological process: spindle assembly. The transcript is spliced from 13 exons. Lineage: Eukaryota; Viridiplantae; Streptophyta; Magnoliopsida; Poales; Poaceae. Bases 435 to 2597 code for a protein of 720 amino acids. The record is from RefSeq and is a predicted model, not a curated record. Gene Ontology annotation, cellular component: mitotic spindle microtubule; HAUS complex. Gene Ontology annotation, molecular function: microtubule binding.